Molecule: messenger RNA, 590 nt
Organism: Dermatophagoides farinae (American house dust mite)
Lineage: Eukaryota; Metazoa; Arthropoda; Arachnida; Sarcoptiformes; Pyroglyphidae
Source: RefSeq, a predicted model, not a curated record
CUUUUCAUCAUCUUAAUUCACAUAUAUUUUUUUUUUUACUUUCUCUCUUUUGCUCUCAAACUAUAUAUCUCUCUAUAAUCGUAAAUCACACACAGCAUGAUCAUUAUGAACUUAUGAGAAAAAAAAACUUGAAUCAUACAUUCAUCGAAAAAAGUGUUUGAUACGCGUUUUAGUUAGUAAUAUUUACAUUUGAUUGAUUUUAUUAUGUUCGAUUUGAAUCGUUGAUAAAUAUUAAGAUGAAUAUUAUGAAUGACAAUAAUAAUACGGAUUUGGUCAUACGCAAGAGAAUUAUUAAUCAUCGUAAUAAACAGAUUGAAACACGAAUUAAACGACAAAUUAUCAUUGAAGAUGGUGUUAUGAUAUCGGAUAGUGGUCCACAAGUGACAACAAAAACAAUUGAAGAUACACGACAAGAACUUGAAGAAUUCGAUAAAGAUGGUCGUCAAACUUAUUUUGCAUUCGAUGAUGAUCACAUUGAAAAUAAUGUUGAUGAUAAAGUUGUCAUUGAUGAUGAUAAAGUUGUCAUAACAUGCAAUCAACCAACGUCAAGCAAAACAUAUCUGUUUGGCUAUAAUGAUGAAAUGAUGAUG